This is a messenger RNA of Penaeus monodon (black tiger shrimp), 363 nucleotides long. RefSeq lists its product as uncharacterized. NCBI's taxonomy places the organism in Eukaryota, Metazoa, Arthropoda, Malacostraca, Decapoda, Penaeidae. Bases 1 to 363 code for a protein of 120 amino acids. The transcript has a single exon. The record is from RefSeq and is a predicted model, not a curated record.
AUGAACUGGGAGGAAGACAACGCCUGGGUAGAUUUAUCGAACAUAGUGCGGGAAACAGCAAAGGAAUUAUUUGGUGUGACAACUGGGAAGAAGAAGGGGGACAAAGGAGACAUGGAACGAAGAAGUACAGGAAGAUAUUUGAGAAAGAAAGAAGCAUGGAAAGAGUGGCACAAGAGAAAAGAUCUGAGAAGUUUUUGUACAAACAACAAGGCAAAGGAGGCAGUAGCGAAAGCAAAGAAGGAAGCGAGUGCGAUGUAUGAGAAACUGGAUGCGAAAGAGGGGGAAAACAUGGUGUAUAAAGUGGCAAAGCAGAGUGAUAGAGCAGCAAAGGAUGUACAGCAUCAGGCUGAUAAAGGACGCUGA